AUGGCUCGCACAAAACAGGCCACGCCGCUCCGACGCGAGCCAUCCUCCGAGUACGCCAGCAAGCACGAUCGCAUGCCGCGGAGCAGAGACGUCAGCGCAACCAAUGGCAUGGUCGAGGUCCCCAACGGGAAAGCCAAUGGCCACGUCCCACCCGGUAGCACCGACACCACCGGCAGCGCCGGCGGCGAGCCGCCCGUCGCAAAGAAGGACCCAGGCAUCGUCACGCUCAUCAUUGAUGUCGCCGGCAUCUACGUCUCCUUCCUCACGUGGGCCUACCUCCAAGAAAAGCUCACCACAACCGCCUACGGCCCGCCCUCCGCGCCGGAGCGCUUCAAGUUUCCCGUCUUCCUGCUCACCAUUCAAUCGCUCUUCGCCUUCGUCAGCGGGCAGCUCUUCUCACUGCUGACGACGCCGCGCGGCCGCCCCGUGCCCCCGCUGUUCCCCAACCGCCAGAUCCUCCCGCCUCUCCUGCUCGUCGCCUUCACCAACGCGCUCGCCGCCCCCUUCGGCUACGCCGCCCUGGCCCACAUCGACUACAUCACCUACAUCCUCGCCAAGAGCUGCAAGCUGCUGCCCGUCAUGGCGCUCCAUGUGACCGUCUUCCGCCGCCGCUACCCGCUGUACAAGUACCUCGUCGUCGCGGCCGUGACGUGCGGCGUCGCCGUCUUCACGCUGCACUCGGGCAGCCACAAGCAGAAGCAUGGCGGCGGCGCCAGCAGCCACUCGGGCCAGACCGCCUGGGGCCUGCUGCUGCUGGGCAUCAACCUGCUGUUCGACGGGCUGACCAACAGCACGCAGGACUACAUCUUCGGCACCUUCCGCGGCUACGGCGGGCCGCAGAUGAUGGCCGCCAACAACCUGCUCGGCUCGCUCCUCACGGGCGGCUACCUGCUGCUGAGUCCCUGGCUGGUGCGGACGCCGUUGGGCGAGUGGUUCGGCAUGGACGUGACGGGCGGCGGCGCCGGCGAGCUGAAGGCCGCGCUCGGGUUCCUUGCCAGGAAUCCGGCCGUGUGGAGGGACGUGCUGGGCUUUGCCUUGUGCGGCUGCGUCGGGCAGGUGUUUAUCUUCCACACCCUCUCGACCUUCUCGUCCGUCCUCCUCGUGACCGUCACCGUCACGCGCAAGAUGUUCACCAUGAUCCUGAGCGUCGUCGCCUUCGGCCACCGCCUCUCGCGCAUGCAGUGGCUCGGCGUCGCCCUCGUCUUCGGCGGCAUCGGCGUCGAGGCCCAGAUCACCCGCCGCGAGAAGCUCGCCAAGGAGGCGGCCAAGAGGAGGGAGAAGGCGGCCGGUGCCAAGGCGCAAUGA
Molecule: messenger RNA, 1305 nt
Organism: Thermothielavioides terrestris NRRL 8126
Lineage: Eukaryota; Fungi; Ascomycota; Sordariomycetes; Sordariales; Chaetomiaceae
Exons: 3
Coding region: 1-1305 (434 amino acids)
Biological process (GO): UDP-galactose transmembrane transport
Cellular component (GO): endoplasmic reticulum membrane; Golgi membrane
Molecular function (GO): UDP-glucose transmembrane transporter activity; UDP-galactose transmembrane transporter activity
Source: RefSeq, a predicted model, not a curated record